Molecule: messenger RNA, 2442 nt
Organism: Parastagonospora nodorum SN15
Lineage: Eukaryota; Fungi; Ascomycota; Dothideomycetes; Pleosporales; Phaeosphaeriaceae
Exons: 3
Coding region: 1-2442 (813 amino acids)
Source: RefSeq, a predicted model, not a curated record
AUGAACGCGGAAUACGCCCGCCGGGAUUACAGCCAGCACCAUUACGAUUCACAAUGGGGUCUUCGUCUACCAGAAGCUCCCGUACCGCCUCCGCCUCUUCAAUUCGCGUUCCCUGACCGACCGGUUGCGCAACUUGAAGAGGGGUUCCGGCAGCUACAGAUAGGGAACGGGACCGCACAGACACACACCCAGGGUCCCAAGGGACGACCAAAGACGCGAACCACGCCUGUGACUACGCGCACGCGUAUCACCCGCCAUGGCUCGAAUCCCAACCCCAUCCGACCCUCGUCCAGUGGAGGAGAAGCCAAGAUGAUCGCCUUUCGACCAUUUGCCCCGCCAUCGUCAAAGCGCUCUGAAUCCUACUCUCACCCCACCCCACUCGAUGACUUUCGCAACUCGAGACGAUGGCCGCCCGCUGGACACAGACUGGACGAUGCGCUCAGCUCGCAGCAGGCCGAAGACCUGAUCUGCGCAGGCGCUUCCACGUUCAAGGGCUACUGGGACUCAAUACCGAAUGCGCCGGGCUACAACCGCUUCUACGCAGUCAUGGAGUCGGAGCACCAGAGCAGGACAGAUCGCGCGCCGUUCCAGCAGCCCGCAUAUCGGGAGAUUUCUUUGAAUAUGACGGGCGCAUCGGACAGUCAGUUUCCUUGGCUGUCGCAAGAGCAGCCGUGCAUGGCAUAUGCUUUCGGAAAAAGCGCUGGCACAACUACGCUGAACUACUGGGUCAGCAAGUCGGGAAGCAGCAAUCCACCCACACCGUUCAUCAGCGAUGUGAACCCGCGGAAGAUCAAGCUCCUACAGAUCUUGGACCGAUUGCAGAAGCUGGAGAGCGGUCUUAACGAAGAUGACCCUGAAGAAUUGUACCGAUACCUAUACGUUACGCUCAUCGAUGACCCGGAGAAGUUUACGGGCAACCCUCACAUAAAUAUAGACCAGCAGAUCGAGGACCUUGUCACGGUUCUGACCAAUCCACGAUGGAUUGACUUUUCCCUCCCGAAAAACCAGGUCGUAGCCAAAUUCUUCGACGCGCCAGACCAACAUAAGAAACAGGAGUUCUUCCAUCAGUUGCUGCUUUCGGUCGAGCUGUACCUGCGGAUGCACUCGAAAGAGUACAGUGACAAGGCCAGGAGGAAGAUGAUUAUGCAACUACCGCCGAUCAUUACCUGGGAUCUAGCUGUUGCACAGCGUUGGUUAGAGAAUAUGGAGAUCACCAAGACUCGGACGUCUUCCACUCAGAGCACCUUCAGUUUUGAGCUGAAAAGCAAGAACAGACAGAAGGAGGCGUUGAGAACGUUUGCGACGACCUUGAAGUGGCCAAACAUGGAUGAGGUCGACUACGUCCUGGACGAGACAGACAUGAAAGAGAAACCUUUGGAAGACCGCUCGGCAGAUGCCAUGUCUUGGUUCUCGGGCAUUAUACUGCCAGGGAGGACGCUGCCGUGGCUAAUCAUGAACAGCUUGAUUGACUGCGACCGCGACACAGGGGACGGGCUCAAAUUCUUGACCCAUAUGCAGCCCUCUUCGGGCUUCCAAUAUCGAGCGAAUACCUACUGGUCAGCCCAAUGCAUAGUCGGUAAAGUUUUAGGAGCUGCUCGAGGUGUGAACCAGAUUGCAGGAUGGGUGGGUCCCUGCAUCUAUACGCCGGAUCUCAAGCGGACAGAAUGCGUCAAAGUGAAGCAACUUGCCUCACUUGACCCAAAGCUCGAUUCAAGCGACGUUGAUUCAAUGGGUGAGCGAACAAACCCGCUGGGUCCGAUAGAUGACAGCUAUCCCGUCGACGACUACGAAGUACCAAUGCCUGACACAGAAGAUGUGACGGACUUGAUCAGGAUCGAGAAACUCGGUUUCAAAUCUGCAAAAGAGCAACCUUCAUCAACCAGAAAUAUUCCAGGCGCGCCGCUGGUAUUCGAUGCUGCGAUAUUCUUUGCAUGUGGCGGGAAGAGCUGGCCGAUGAAGCUGAAAUACGAUGUCGACUUCAUCAACGCCUUUCCCUGCCACCAAGGCCCUCACGUCCUCUUCUAUGACUUUGCGUACAAGUCCAUCAAGAUUGACGACGGUCUCGUAGACAUCCACGACUGGGGUCGCCAAUCCGGACGCAUCUCCCGUCCUACCUCGUCACGCUCUUCGCCAGGAAAGAAGGCUUUAGUGCUUGCGAACGGUGAGGUCAAGACAGCCCAUGAACAGGUGACCAAGGUACUCGUAAUCGAGGCCCUGGGCGUCAGCGACAACGAGGUCUUCGCGAGAGCCUGGUGCGCAAGCCAUGGUCACAGUGCGAUUGUAGCGAACAUCAAGGAGACGUGCAUGGCAUGUGCUAUUCGAGAAGCAUAUGCGGCGUGCGUGUCAGUUGUCAUUCUCACCGAAGGUGGCAGUGUCAAGGAGAACGAUGCAGAAGUCCCGGAGCGUGUGGAGCGCAUCUCCAUACCCGGGAGCUUCUGGUAG